AUGCGACAUCGUAAGUUGCGUAAACGCUUGGCUCGCCUCUGCGAUUAUAUAUCUUGCUUAACGAAGCAGGCAGAUGACAUUGCGGGUGAGCAGACUUUGCGUAACCUCCGGUGCUUGAGACAGCGUUGUGGUAACCUUUCUUUGAGUGAAGCCAGGGCUCAAGUGUCCUCUCUUAAAGAGGUCCUCCGCAAAGAGGAGCAGCAGGAAAAGACUCGUCGCUUGAGCGAGUGGAGGCACCGGGUCCAGAGUGAUGUUGGUGAGCUUGGUAAUUGGCUUAGGUCCAAGGCCACUCCGCCCGCUGAGGGGCUUGUUGAUCAGCAUGGGCGUCACACUGAGACUGUCUGUGAGGCUGCUGAUGCCAUCGCUGAUUUUUGGCACGACUUUUGGCGCGAUCUGCAUAGUCAGCGGCCUAGCUUUGAGGAGCGGAGUGCGGCCGUGCUUGAAGGUGUCGACAGACCGCUGUUGCCUGCUUCGUUGUCGUUGCCUGUUGCUAAAGACCUGUGUGCUCUUGCCCGCAAGGCUAAAGGCGCUGGCGGUCCUGACGGAUGGCAUAGCUCUGAGAUUAAGCAUUUGCCGUUCGAGGCCUUUCGCGUGUUUGAGAUGCUUGUCAAGACGUGGCAUGAUCAAGGGUCGGUGCCUUUGCAGCUCCAGCAGAGCCGUAUGGUUUGCAUCCCUAAAGCUCAGAAGCGCAACCAGCAGGGCUCGGUGGGCGUUGUUGAUGUCAGGCCUAUCAGCAUCGCUAGCGUGUGGUGGCGUUUGUUUUCUUCUGCGUGGUAUCAGUCGGUUGACUUCAAAGCUUGGCGCAGCAACAACUUGACUGUUGACAUUGGUGCCAUUACGGGCGAGGACAUCUGUGUGACCUUGUCUGAAGUCAUGCAUCAAUUUGCCACUAAGAAGCAUAUCCUUACGUUGGAUUUUACGAAGGCUUUUGACACGCUUGAUGCUGAAGUGUCGAUCCGCUUGUUGCAACACUUGCGUUGGCCGCCUGGUGUUGUUGCUAUGUUGCGCAGUGCUUGGUGUCAUCAGUUGCGCUUCGUUCAGUGGAAACAUCACUGCAGGCCUCAGGCUCUCCGAGGCUACGGCCAGCCGCAAGGAGAUCCGCUUGGUCCGCUCAUUAUGUCCCUCUGGGUUCAAGCCGGUCUGCAGGUCGUUAAGAGGCGCUCCGCGGCUGCUGCUGCGCACAGAGCGGCCCCUGACUCCUUCACUAAGGUUUACGUUGAUGACCGCACUGUCGUUGAUGCUUGUCCUAGGCGCUUGGCUUGCGUUUGGGACCUUUGGCUUCAGUGGAGUCGUCGCGCUGGUUUGGUUGAGAACACCUUGAAGUCCUGGGCUGCUGGGGCUUCGGCCAAGCAAGUUGCUGACUUGAAGGCUUGCUUUCCUGCGGACCGUGUGGUCAAGGUUGUCCAAGCCCUUGGGGCCAGCACCUACACUACUCCUCGUGCUUUGACGGAGCAAGAAGCGAAGCGUGGGCAGGCCACCAGAACUACGCUUGCUUUGCUGUCGUGUGUUGGUAUGCACUUGCGUCAGUACCUUGGGACCGCUAAAGUCUUUGCUAUGUCGAAGGCCAACUAUGGUUGGGUUGCUCGCGCUCCCACGUUGCAGCUCUCUAAGCAGCUGUUCACGGGCCUCUUCAAGCAUGCCCAUAGGGUGAGAUACUCGUCCCCCUGGGUUCGGGCUUUGGUGUUUGGCGCCAAUGUGCACUUGGAUUGCUUGUGGGCCACCAGGCUUGUUGGUGCGUUGGCUAAGCGCUCUGCCAUCUCUCCUUUGCCUUGGUCCUUAUUGCGCGGUUCGCCUUCGGCUGCCUUGCAUGGUUGGCUGCUUGAGCGUGGUUGGACUCUCAUUGCGCCUUGGAGGUGGAAGCAUGUGUCUUCUGCUGUUGAUCUUGACUUGACAACUCCCGUUGCUCCGCAGCGGAACCGUCACGACUUUCUGCAACAUCAGGUCCGGGUUGGUUGGAGAGCUUGGUGUGCGUCGCGUUGGCUUGCAAGUGGCAGGCAUGAAGUUCGCGGUCUGUCUCUUCGAGGAGUUGGCGGAGCUGCUUUCCCGGAUGUUGAUUGGGAGGACGUGAGGAAGUGGGCCUUGAGUGCAGCUCCUGCUGCCACGGUUGCCCUGGGAGCUUCCUUCAGUCCUGCGACUUGGCGUGCUGUGAGUGGCCGUCCGGAACACGUCAACAGCGUCUCUCGUGAUGCUACUGCUAAGGUUCGCCGUCAUCUG
Symbiodinium sp. CCMP2592 is the source of this 2214-nucleotide messenger RNA. NCBI's taxonomy places the organism in Eukaryota, Dinophyceae, Suessiales, Symbiodiniaceae. The record is from the annotation of a GenBank genome assembly.